AUGGUAAAGGUUCUGGUGAACACAGUAAGUUCAUAUCCUGACGGGCAGAAAAAAGAUGUAGGAGGACAUGGAAACAAAAUGAAGGGCCUGUGGCCCGCCUCCAGCAACAAUGGACGAAUCACAGUGGCGGAGCGUCGGCCAGAGAUUCAGCCACAAAAUGAUCAGGGCGUGGCAAAACACCAACAGUUGCUUGGACAUUUGGCACUUCAUGAGGACAGCAGUGGGCUGCGCCACCGACUCUCAUCCACUUUAUGCCGGCUUCAUGAACAAACGGAGCCACAAGCUCUAAAGGAAGCCAAGCGAGCUGAACUGGAGGCCAAGUUGGUGCACCCCACAGAUCUGCUGCGAAACAUCAGCAGAGCUGAGAUGGCACGUCACUGCAAAAGGACAACAAGAAGCAGCUCAGAGAUGGAGACCUUGAUUUCGGAACUGAUUGAGGCCUACAGCGGGCACAGAGGAUGCAGCUCAUUGGGAGUUCCACUCAUCAACUUGGAGAGAAUGGCAGAGAUAUGGAAGGCUCAGAAGAAGCACCUCAGCUGUCUGCAGGACCCACCAGGAGUACUCCUGUACAUGGAGACUGGCACCAUAAAGGAAGGGGGGCACGUUCUGGAAACAUAUCGGCGUGCGAGAGGCUCCACUUCCCUCGAGUGCUUCCACCUGCACAUGAACAGGUUUAUUCCUGGAACACUGGCAAGUGACAUCUUUCUUCAGGCGUAUCUGUUGGAUGGCCUGGCCAGGUGGAACGAAGACCGGAGCAUGUCAGCAGAAGGGAGAUCAGAGCCUCCAGUUCCUCAGGAACCUCCCUCGCGGCUAGCUAGUCCUUGAGCACGCUGGAGAGCCCCUGAAGGAAGACAACAACCAGUGCGUCAUCAGGCCAGCUGGAGCUUGCCGCCAGCGUCCGGAACCUCACUGCAUAGGACGGCACGCUGUCAUCUCUUUGUUUGAGCCGGAGCAGCCCAGAAGCAGCCGCGCGGUGCGGCGUGGAGGGGUCAAACGGUCAAACACCACGAGGAGUUGAGUGGAGAAGGCCCUGAAGGAACGAACCACCUCCGCUCCUCGAUCCCACUCAGCCAGCCCCCACCUCUUGGAAACUCAAAGCAAAAGCCACCUUGCUCUGCUGCUCUGAGGGGAAUUCGCUUGGGUUAAAGUCAAAAUGGAGCCGACAGGAGGUGAGGAAUGGUCGACAAUCCUCUGCGGUACCAGCAAAAGGUUCAGGAUAACCCAAACGGACCUGUCGAGGCGGAGUAAGCGCUUGCUCCAGUCUGGCUAAACGUCCAUGUAAUUGCUGCAAUCCAGACAUGCAGUUGCGGAGCUCCUGGGUCAAAACAGGAAGGCUGGCUUCUCCUGUUGCACCUUCACCAGAGGCAGGUUAAGGAAGGAAGCGUCUUGUUUCCGGGUUCUUCCUGCUGGGUCUGACACUUGGGUGGAACCGCAGAAAUAACGGUCAUUAAUCUGAGUUCAAAAAGUGUUUUAAUAACAAAACUUCCUGCACUGACUGUGGGAACCAAAAACAUAAACCAAAAUCGAUCCACAAACAACUAGGUGAGACAACUCCACGCUGAGGACUGGCAGCAGUGGCCUGAAAUAGUGUGAGGGCAAUCAUGGUGAUGUGGUUCAGCUGCAGCACUCCAGGAGGUUCACAGGGAAGGGGAGGGCUCCUGAGAGGAGCUGCAGCUGACCUGAACAAAAUAACAGAACAGGGUUAAACAAACACAAAAAUGGGCGAAUCAUAACAGAUGGAUCCAAAAAUUAUUUGUAAUCUUUAAAGGGGUCAAAGGAUGGCUUACAGUGUCCUUGUGUGACCCGGCAGUGGUGGCAGGAAUCACCAUCGGAUUGGAAGAGGGGGUUUCCAGCUGAGAUGGGUAGGUAAUGCAGUCUGCAUCAGCGUUCCUCUGGAAGCAUGAGUGAACAGAAAGUUAGUUGACUGCAGAGUACUUGAGAGUUUUCUGAUUUUACUGUAAUGACUAACCAACUGGCCUCUCAGAUCAGUAGAUGAGACUCAGCUACAGAGACUGGGACUGGUGCCAGGGACCCCUCUGCUGGAGAGAAAAUGAAGAAGAUGAGAAUCAGAAGAGAGAGAGGCAAGCCAACAACUACAUGACUGCUGGGAUAUGACAAACUAUUUGUUACUUCAGUGAUAAAAUCUGAGUGACUUUAAAAACAGGACAGAAUAUUAGUUGGUUUGUAUUUCACAAACAUCACAGAAUCUGUAAUAUCAAUAAUCAAUAAGAACAUUAUUACUUGAAAUUUAAAUCAGCUAUUCUAUUUAUUUCUUAUGCAGGUAUUGCAGACGCACCCAGACACAGGAGAAAGACAUUCUUGAACAGGGCAUUCUGGCACCAAAGCCAGCCAUUUCCGGUGAUACCAGUCAGCACCACAGCACAAAGCCAUUCAACCUGCUCCAUCACACAAACCACACACCUUCGUCCUUCAUCCCGACACGGCUGGAACAGCAAAACUGAAAGUGAAAAAGUCAGAGCACAGUGCCCACCUCAGCCUCAGAACACAGGACAGUUGUCUGUGGAAAUUUUUCCACCAGCAACCUCAUCUGGUCCCACCUAUUCUGUCCCUUCUUUUAUUCCAAUCCAGCCACUUCCUUUGGAGAGGCUAGCCAUUAGCGUGCCUAGGCUGGCCACUAGCUGACUAGUGACUCUCCGAGACAUACUAAUGGCUAGCCUCUCAGAUGCUAAUGCCAGCCUAUCCAUGCUAAUGGUCCGUCAAGGAGGUAGGAAAUCCAGCUAGUGGCAAGCCUAAGCACGCUAAUGCUAAUGCUAACACCAGCCUGUCCAGGCUAACGCUAGCCUAUCCAUGCUAAUAGACAGCAGAGGGAGUGUGAGAUCCAGUCAAUGACCAGCCGAGGACUGCUAGUCCCUAGCAUAUCUAGUAGUGACGCCGGUAAAGGUGCUACUUCUCAGUAAGCAGCGCCAGCCUCUCAGU
Nothobranchius furzeri (turquoise killifish) is the source of this 2937-nucleotide messenger RNA. The record is from RefSeq and is a predicted model, not a curated record. NCBI's taxonomy places the organism in Eukaryota, Metazoa, Chordata, Actinopteri, Cyprinodontiformes, Nothobranchiidae.